AUGCUUUCUUCUUCUCCAACUUCUUUCACUCAUCCAUUUCUCUCCUCUUCCUCUCCGCCUCUCUCUCCGAUCUCUCCGGCGACUCGCGCCGCACGGAUCUCGGCCCCUCUCGUCUCCGCAACCACCGCCUCUUGCUCUUACACCUGCGCGGAAGAUUCCCCGAGAUUGCAUCAGAUCCCGCGGCGAUUGACGACGGCGAACGCUUCUCUCUACGAGAUUCUCGAGGUUCCUCACGGCGCGACGAGCCAGGAUAUCAAAUCGGCUUACCGGAGAUUAGCCAGGAUCUGUCAUCCCGACGUCGCCGGAAUCGAUCGGACGGAUUCGAAUUCGAGUUCUUCUUCGGCGGAGGAAUUUAUGAAGAUCCACGCGGCGUAUUGUACGCUUUCUGAUCCUGAGAAACGAUCUGUUUACGAUCGGAGGAUGCUUCGUCGGAGCCGUCCUUUGACCGUCGCAACUAACUCCGGUUUAGGUAGUUACGUCGGACGGAACUGGGAAACCGAUCAGUGUUGGUAG
Arabis nemorensis is the source of this 513-nucleotide messenger RNA. The record is from the annotation of a GenBank genome assembly. NCBI's taxonomy places the organism in Eukaryota, Viridiplantae, Streptophyta, Magnoliopsida, Brassicales, Brassicaceae.